Molecule: messenger RNA, 1212 nt
Organism: Naumovozyma dairenensis CBS 421
Lineage: Eukaryota; Fungi; Ascomycota; Saccharomycetes; Saccharomycetales; Saccharomycetaceae
Gene: REX3
Product: RNA exonuclease
Exons: 1
Coding region: 1-1212 (403 amino acids)
Cellular component (GO): nucleus
Molecular function (GO): nucleic acid binding; exonuclease activity
Source: RefSeq, a predicted model, not a curated record
AUGACAUCAAAAGGGACUUUACGUCCUAUAGAUUUACCAACUCAACCUAUUGGUUUUCAAGAUAGAUACAAGAUUCUUCAUAAACUACAUACACAUUUAAUGAAAUGUAAACCGAGAGUACCUGGAGAGAAACUUGAGAAAUUAGCGAUGCAACUCGAGGUUAAAGUUGCCAAGUUAACGAAUACUAGUCAAAAUUAUAGGUUUACCAUUAGUGUUUUGCUGAGAGAUCUAACAAAAGCAAAGGGAGACCUUUCGAAGGUAGCCAUUAAUGGACAACCUUUAAUUGGUCCCAAGAGAAGUAAACGGAUAGGAGCAGAUGAUAUUACUUUAAUAACAACGAAGGCCAAUGCAAUGGAAAAAUUGAAAGGUUUGCUAUUAGAGACCAGUGUCCUGGAGAAACACGGUUAUAUUGUCGAUACUUAUUCCAAGAGCACGAAGGAACAAGAAGUGAAGACCUAUACAAAUUGUUCCAGAUGUGAAAUGAAGUUUGAGAAAUCAGAUAUCCUUAAGAAGACUGUUUGCCGAUAUCAUCCUUCCAAGAAACAAUUCAACAGAGGAACUAAAGUUUAUGAUUACCCAUGUUGCGGUGAAACGUCGGCAUCAAGUUCUAUUUCAAGGUUAGGUUGUAAAACAUAUGAUUAUCAUGUCUUUAGAAGUGAGUCGUACUUUGAAUUGAAACAAAUUUCUGAAUUUAAAGAUACGGCCAAUAUUGAAGGAGAGUCAAAUGUCUUGGCACUGGAUUGUGAAAUGGCAUUUACAUCAUUGGGGUACGAAAUGGUCCGUUUGACGAUAGUCAAUUUCUUUAGUAAGAAAGUUUUAUUUGAUGAAAUAAUUGAACCAUUUGGAGAAAUAAUUGAUUUAAAUACUCAAUUCAGUGGUGUUUAUGAAUCUUCCAUGGAACAUGCCAUUUCAUUUAAGAAAUUCAUUGAUCUGGUAUUAUCAAAAUCCUUGAUCAACAAACACAGUAUUCUCAUAGGACAUGGGUUAGAAAAUGACUUGAAUGUGAUGAGGAUUAUUCAUAACAAGAUUAUUGAUACAGCUGUUUUAUAUUCCAAUGGUAGAUUAAAGACAUCAUUGAAGAAUUUGGCAUUUGAGAUACUAAGUCGUAAAAUUCAAAGUGGUGAGCAUGACAGUUCUGAGGAUGCAAUUGCUACUAUGGAUAUUGUAAAGAAGAAGCUCGGUAUUUCUUUAACUCAAGAGGAGUGGUCAUGA